AUGGACGACCCGAUGGAGAACGGGGAAGCCCUAAAAGAGCUGCAGAGAGAUCUUGCGAGGAAAUAUCGAAUUCACGGAGCCAAAAUCGAGGAAAUUUGGCGGUCUCUUGAUAAAGCCAACGAACUCGAACAGUCAAAGCUGGUGCAGCAGAAGGACCCUUGCGAUAGAUCUCUGGGCAAUGUCUUCAAGUUCAUGCCUGAAAUCAACCUGCGUGAUAUCACGGAGCCUGGAUCGGAUUACUUGCUGAAUAUUUUGAAGCAUCGCGCUACUAAGUUACUCUCUGAGCAAUAUAUUGAAGGACCAGACAUGGGCCCAGGCGACCACGCGGUGAUAGUCCAUAAUAUGCGUGUCAACAAUCUCCGUCAUAUCGACGAUUUCAAAUAUUCUUUCACUUUAUUCAUGGACGAAGAAACCUACGGGCAGUCUUACAACACUAAAUCUAAGGCAGAGUAUGAAAUAGCUAUGGAUGAUUUAUCUGUGGUUGUUAACGCUGGACUUUGUCUUCCUCAAUCGACCGGCGAGUUAAUUCUGCUAAGACAGUUAUAUACCUUGCAAAUGCUCAACAUCUUAGUCGAAGAUAUUCUCGAAGUAGGAUCAACCUCUAGGAACACGAAGAAGCCAUCGAAGAAGCCCGAGGAAGCUGCCCGUGCUGCUCUGUCAAAGCUUUCAAUCAUUCCCAAGCCAGAGAAACUCUCGUUGCAAGAGUUAAUGGCUAGCGCUUUAGACCAAAAAUCAUCUCUGGAUGGUUAUUUGAGCUUAUGUCGCGAGGAGCCCGUCUUUCUGGCACAUGCUGUCAAUAUUUGGUUCUUCACGAGGCCGGAACUUAUCAAAGACGAGAAGGGACGAACUUUACCUGUUGUAACGGACAAGAACAUUAGCAUCGCAUUCUUCGAGAUGAUCCACAAUGCUAUUAUUGGUGCUGCAAUUUGGGACUACCUCUGUCGUCUUCUUCGGAUCCUUGAUGAAUCCAACGACCCUAGGUAUAGAGGCGUCGUUCUCCAGGAAAUAUCGAACGUCUGUCACCUGGAAUAUGGACGGGUACAAAGGCUCUUCAAGCGCCAAGUACAAACGUUCUCAGGAUCAAAGUAUUUCAAGCGCGUCUCGGGCGUAUAUGACAAUGGUGUUGCACGUGUAUCCAUCAAGGGCAAGCCAGAACUGCUCACAAGAGAAAACCCAAGGCUUCAUUACAUGCUCCGCCUCUGUGAACCUGGAGUAGAUGCCUCUAAAGCAAUUACCUGGAUCAAGCAAUUAGACGACCUCCAUUGCUCUCAUCCCAAGGAACGAGAAGCAAUGGAUGAAAAUGAAUUUGAAUCCUUUGGUGAUUUAGCUGUGAUUGUUGGAUUUGUUCAGUCGAUUUCUUCGUCACUUGCUAUACCUCCCAUGAAUCUCAAGAAGGGACAAUUAUACGUCUCAAGAUUGAAGGAGCUGGCGACGGAGCUGGACCCCCUGAAAUCCCAGCUCGAUUUAGCGGACUUCGCAAUUCCUAUCGAUAAUCUCACUGAACCAGGUAUGGCUGCAGGAGCCUUGAAUGCACUUGAUCAAUUUGUCGUUGAUAAGACAGGUACUAAGAUGGGUUUUCUCUACCAAGACCUCAUUGAAAAAUGUGUCACAGAUAUUCAGGAAUACUACCAACUGCAGACAAGAGCAGCUGCGCAGAACGCACAAGCUGAGCUUCCCCAAGCAACACCAAUUGCGGAAACCCCAGAAGUGCAAGUUCAACAACGUAGACAGAAACACAAAACUCGCCCACCACAUUCAUCCGCAUACGACAUAUCUCCCAAUCUAGCGACUGCUGAGCCAGAAAAGGUGGAGCUGCUACCAGUUUUCAAAGUGAAGCAAGAUACGGUCAAGACAUUCUCAACAUUAUUCUCAAAAUCGCAAUCACGAGGAUCAGUUACAUGGGCAGCUUUUGAAACCGCAAUGGCAGACUUGAAGUUUUCUGUAAUGCCAAAGUUUGGAUCGGUCAUCAUGUUCUGUCCUCCAUCGGAUCUAGCAAUACAGAAAUCACUUACGUUGCAUCGGCCACAUAAGUCACAAAUCGAAGGCCACUUGCUUCUUAUAUUUGCGAGUCGUCUGAAGAGAGUGUAUGGAUGGGGAGAGCAGUCUUUCGAGGUGGCAUAA
This is a messenger RNA of Lachnellula hyalina, 2121 nucleotides long. RefSeq lists its product as uncharacterized. The transcript is spliced from 3 exons. The coding region runs from base 1 to 2121 and encodes 706 amino acids. The record is from RefSeq and is a predicted model, not a curated record. Lineage: Eukaryota; Fungi; Ascomycota; Leotiomycetes; Helotiales; Lachnaceae.